Fusarium coffeatum is the source of this 1143-nucleotide messenger RNA. RefSeq lists its product as uncharacterized. Gene Ontology annotation, molecular function: glycosyltransferase activity. The transcript has 2 exons. The record is from RefSeq and is a predicted model, not a curated record. Bases 1 to 1143 code for a protein of 380 amino acids. Lineage: Eukaryota; Fungi; Ascomycota; Sordariomycetes; Hypocreales; Nectriaceae. Gene Ontology annotation, cellular component: membrane.
AUGUCCCGAUCCCCAAGCGAAGACAACUCAAGCUUCACCUCCCGCUCCAGCAGCGAAGAUGAGCUCAAGCCCCUCGCCACAGAAACAUACUUCGAAGCCCUUCCCUCCCCCGUCUACGCACCACGCAGUCCCAAGAAGAAGUACUUGGUCCUCGUCAUCUCCAUCAUCAGCUUCGUCGUCUGCAUGACACUGGCUUCCAUCUACGGCGUCAACUACGAUGAGCUGAAGAAGGAAGAGGUUGUCAUUCCACCUCAAUAUGCGGAGGUUCGCAAUCUUUCUACUUGGUCUGAGGAGAAAGUCUGUGGAAAGCGCGAUGAGGCUGCGAAUAUGACGAUCUGGAAUGAUGUCGUUAACAAGACGAGUGAUCUCAUUGAGGAUCAGUUCACCAUCGCCAUCCAAACCUACAAGCGCUCCGCCCAACUCAACAAAACCCUCCUCCACCUCACCGAAAACAAAGUCCCCUCCCUCUACGAAAUCGUCGUCGUCUGGAACGAAAUCGACAAGACACCACCACCAGACUACAUGAGCGAACACGGCGUCCUCGUGCGCUACCGCCUUUCCAAGAAGAACAGCCUGAACCAAAAGUUCCUCCCCGAUCCUCUCUACCGAACACAAGGCAUCCUCCUCUCUGACGAUGAUUGGAAUUACAACACGACUGGUGAUCUGGAGUACGCUUUCCAGGAGUGGCGUCGUGCGGGUAUGCAUCGUCUCACAGGUGCUUUCGGACGAUGUUGGACUAUGAAUGAAGUCACUGAAACGCCGAUGUAUAACUUUAACUGCAAGGGGCAGGAUAGUUAUAGCAUGAUUCUCACCGGUCUUGCGUUUACGCAUAUCUCAUACUUGGAGUAUUAUCACUCUGAAGACGACAUCAUGACUGAUGUGCGCAAGUUGGUUGAUGAUAGCUUCAACUGCGAGGAUAUCGCGCUCAACUUUGUCGCGAGCAUGUUGACGUGUGAAGGGCCACUACUGGUCCUUGGAAAAGACAAGUUGGAUCAUCAGGCUGCUAAGAGUGGUAUUAGUUCUAAGCCUGGACAUAUUGGAAGACGGAGUGCUUGUAUGAAGAAGUUUGUGGACAUGUUUGGAUACAUGCCGCUGCAUGAGGUGCAGGGGUAUCUGAGACGGGGUGUGCAGGCUCAGCAAUGA